AUGCCGAAUUCCAUCAAUCUCUUCCCACUCUACCAAACUCUACGUCAAGCUUUGAUCAACCACAACCAGAAAGGUCAGAACCAAUUCGUAUUUGUUUGCAAGCCGCCAGACAAUCGUCCCUUGUCUGCUAUGUUUCCAAAUAAUUUUUCGGUAACUGAAGACUCUUCGGCUAUUGCAUCAGCAAUAAACGACUUGGUGCAAGCAAUACAAGGUUCAGAACAAGCGCCGAAUGUGGCUUCGACUAGUUCAUUGAAUGAGCAGACAAUAUCCACAAGCCCAACUUUAGACAUUGCUGACCCGGAAACCGGUGAAAUUCCAUGUAAUUCAAAUGAGGAAUCAAAUAAUAUUCUUUUUUGUCAUUUCAAAAGUCGCCGAAACAGGAAAGUCCGAGCACGCGAGAAGAAUGAAGUAAAACAGUUCCCUCCACUUACGGAGGGAACUUCUGAGUUCAAGGAAAGAUUUGAGGAAGCUAAGCAACAUUUUAGUACUAGCGUGGUCUAUUUAGAUCCGUUCUUCUGCAACCGGGCAAACCUCUUCAAUCCACGGGUCACGAAUUCUAUCCCUCAGAAAGUUGGCAUGAUGAUGAUAAAUGCGAAAACUCUGUACUGGUUCUGGAGAAGAUCAACUGCAAUUGGAUUUGAAAGAAAAACAUUAGACAAGGAAUGGGAAGAUAUCAAGAAAGAGAAGGGAACCGUCUACUGGGAAUGGAUCGGACGAGAGAUUCAACUCCAUGAUGAGUUUGUCGUUCAACUGCGGAAAGGAUUCAUCCGCGCCGAUUCUCUGAAAUAG
Messenger RNA from Caenorhabditis remanei, 789 nucleotides. RefSeq lists its product as uncharacterized. The record is from RefSeq and is a predicted model, not a curated record. The coding region runs from base 1 to 789 and encodes 262 amino acids. NCBI's taxonomy places the organism in Eukaryota, Metazoa, Nematoda, Chromadorea, Rhabditida, Rhabditidae. The transcript has 6 exons.